Molecule: messenger RNA, 6461 nt
Organism: Dendronephthya gigantea
Lineage: Eukaryota; Metazoa; Cnidaria; Anthozoa; Malacalcyonacea; Nephtheidae
Exons: 23
Coding region: 545-5800 (1751 amino acids)
Biological process (GO): regulation of small GTPase mediated signal transduction; activation of GTPase activity
Cellular component (GO): cytoplasm
Molecular function (GO): protein binding; GTPase activator activity
Source: RefSeq, a predicted model, not a curated record
AAGAGCAACAUCAGAGAAAAUUUGCAAGUUGUCAAAACAUUGUGUCAAAAUUCACGUUUACUUAUUUAUCUAGAAGAAACCACGAUAGGGUUUGUCGAGUGGAGCGCCUUGGAGGGCAAAGCUUUUGAAAUAGAUUGCGGGAUCUUUUGUUGACCAAAGUAUGGACAGAUUUGGUAAUAUAUACUGGCCCGAUUAAAUGACAUGAAACGUUGUAAUAUAAUCCGUGGCUUCAAGUUGAACUCUGGCGAAGCGUUUUGUGAACUUGGUGUUCAAAAUAAAGGAGGGGACAGUAUUUAUAGUACAUUGGUCGGCCACAUGGUCCGAAAUCGUGGCAAUUGAAAGGCUAACGCGUCCGCAUCUCAGGCUCUCUCAAAAGCGGAUGUUUUCACAGUGAAUUUUGAUACAAAUUUUCAAUAUGUGUCUGGUAAUUGACACACAACAACACUGUCUAGUUGAAAGUCUGUGAAGGAAAACAAGACUCCCAGCAGUGAAAAACAAUCACUUGAACCGCCAGAAGUUUGAUUAUUGGUAUUUGUAUAAAAUAAUGCACUUGGAGAUGUCCAAGACACAACAAAGUCGUGCAAAUAUACCAUCAAAAAGGCAAGGAAUCGUAUACAAUGGCGAAGAACAAGCCUCUCAUUUCGACGGCCUUCCAUCAUCUUUGGUUCAAGGUUAUAACUAUUCCACCGGACAAAACGGUGCCAACAAAGGCUCUAAUCUUGUAAAAUACAACAAAGAAGAUGAAACUAGAAAAAGUACAGGCUCUAUACAUAACUUCGGAGCGAAUCCAGAGUAUUUUCAUGUUCGAAGCUCGAGCGAUACGAGUGAAAUUAUGUUACCGGCUUCGUAUGCAACUCGUAAGAAUAAUGAAAGGAAUGGCGAGCGACCAGAACGACCUACAUCAGGCGACAGUUUUAACGCUAUUUUACAGCGUUUUGAAAACGCCAGCUUUCAAGGACAAUUGGGACAAAGACUUACUCAGUUGACAACAAAGAAAGGAAAUGACCGCACGGACUGGGGUGGUAGUAAUAAAGUAUUUAAGUCGCCAUUGACGUCGGGCACAGCAAGUCCAAUUUCAGACAAGAAAGCAUAUUUAAACCUCAAACGCAAGGGUUCCCUGAAAACAAGCGCUUCGAGGAAGAGUAAAUCUGACGAAAAGGGGGGAAUAAUCGACGAACGCAAUUGGGAAAAGCCCAGGAAAGCUUUUGCCCACUAUGAUGUACAAAGCGCAUCGUUUGACUUUGAGAUUAUUGCAAACAACAUUGCCAAGAAUGGCGAUUCUCAGCGACGCAAGAACAUGAUCACUGGAGCGUCUGCUGCAUCAGGACGGGAAACUGCCGCAGUUAUCGCUGAUAAGAGUGAAAUGACGUGCAGCACAAGUGAUGAGAAGGACCAGGAAGAGGGAGAUUUUAAAACAAACGAUCUCGUCCUCUCCUGCCCCUAUUUUCGUAAUGAACUAGGAGGUGAACAAGAUGAAAUAUUUGGUGAAUUUAGAUAUAAUUCAUCCUAUAAAACUCUUAAUGGACAAAAGAGCUUAAACAAGAGGCAUUCGACCCUGGAUGUAGUACUCACGGCAUAUGAUUCUAUAAGGCGUGGUCAGGUAUUUAGUGCAACUGGCGUAACCAUACUGGAUUCCCAUACGACUCAAGGUGAAGGAAGCGAACCCUAUGAUUUGUCUAGUGUCGAAGAUAGGAAAAUGUUUGAGCAUGUGGAUCAUGGUGCAUUCUACUACAGACACUACUUUCUCGGUCAAGAUCAUGUAAAUUAUGUUGGCGAGGAUGAGAGAUUUGGAGCGAUGGCCAUUUCAUACAAGAGAGAAAAGACAGAGAUUCCUCUGAAUGGUGAAGAAGAGGCUACUAUUAGUCAGUACGAAUAUCGAGUUAUCAUCAGGACCAGCGAGAUGGAAACAUUGCGAGGCAGUGUUCUCGAAGAGUGUAUUCCUUCAACAUCUCGCCAUGGCACAGCACGGGGUCUACCUCCAAAGGACAUCUUGGAGUAUGUUUGUCCCGAGGUCAGCAUAAACUCCUUAAAACUGGCCACAGCUGGAGCAAAGGUUUCUGAAAUACUCUUGAAAUUGGAUGAACAGGGGGUGACACGACAGCACAAGAUUGGUAUAUUGUAUUGUAAAGCUGGUCAAAGUACGGAAGAAGAAAUGUACAAUAAUGAGGAGGCCGGACCCGCUUUUAAUGAAUUCAUGGAUUUGAUCGGAGAUCGCGUCGUAUUGAAAGGCUUCGAAGGUUAUAGGGCACAACUUGACAAUCGAAAUGACUCCACUGGUGUGUAUUCGCUAUACCGGACAUUUCGUGGUCGAGAGGUGAUGUUUCAUGUUUCAACAAUGCUGCCAUAUACGGCUAACAACAGACAGCAGCUUCUACGUAAGCGUCACAUCGGCAACGACAUCGUGACUAUCGUGUUUCAAGAACCAGGUGCGCUGCAAUUUACACCAAAGAGUAUCCGUUCACAUUUUCAACAUGUUUUUAUCCUGGUCCGUGUUUACGAUCCUGGUACACCCAAUACGAGAUACCACAUUGCCGUUAGUCGUUCAAAAGACGUUCCAGCCUUUGGUCCACCAAUUCCUGCAGGAGGGAUAUUUACGAAUAAGGAGGGAUUCAAGACGUUCUUAAUUACAAAAUUAAUCAACGCGGAGAACGCCGCUCACAAGUCGGACAAAUUUCGUGCCAUGGCCGUGCGUACGCGACAUGAGUACCUCAAGGACCUGGUGACGAACUACGCGACCAACACCACCGUGGAGAGUGGGGCUAAGUUUGGUAAAUUUUCGCUUUCUUCAAAGAAGAAAGAGAAGAAUCAUCCAAACAUCAAUCCUGAACUUCUCUCCAAAGGAGGGUUAUCUUGGGAUGUAGAGGUGGAUGAUCAUCGUAACACAUCAGUGAUAAAGUGUUUUCUUGUUCUGUCAGUCGAGUCAUUUGUACUCAUCCAUGUGUCGACCAGGGAAGCAAUAUUCUACAUUCCAUGUAAGGCUAUUAUUGGCUGGACACCAAUGUCGAAAAAGCUGAAGAUUUUCCACGGCGUUGGAGAUUGCUUGGUGUUGAGUCUUCCCAGUCCAGAGGAUAUCCCAAGCAUCGUGAGGAGACUCGAGAUUGUUACGAUUGGCUGCCAGACAAUAUCGAUGACUCUACGCCGUCAUAAUGCUGGGCAACUCGGUUUCAAUGUCCACAACGAGGGAAUGGUUGUCGACGUUGAACCCAAUGGUCUCGCGCAGGUCGCUGGGCUCAGGCAAAGUUCUCGUUUAGUCGAGAUCUUCGGAAAGCCAGUAGCAAUGAUGGGUUAUGAUGAAAUGAUAUCAGAACUUCGUCGACCAAGUCACGUUCCUGUUGUCGUCAUUCCACCGUUUCCGAGCGGAAAGCCAAGAAAAGGUGUUCAACUUGCUGCGGUGAACUACAACUCGCCCACGGAAUCUCUGAGCACGUUUAAUACCUCACGAUCUCAGCAAUCGUUGGAACGGAGUCCUCACUCCAGUAUGCACGAGCCAGAGAAUGGUAACUAUUCAAAUACCUCGACUCUCAGGUUGUCUCCUCAGGAUUCCUCGAAAGAGAUUGAGGAAACGAAAACAAACGGCGUACCUUGGAUACGAAGACCAGGUUCUCCAGCUAACAGCGAGGAAAAGUAUUCUGAACACGGCUCAGCACGAUCAGGUACAUCUCAAGAACAAGCACAACGCAAUUACGGCAGCAGCUACACCCUGACAGGCAAGAGAUCUGCAAUUCAACCCAGCGAGGGAGGGACUGUCUUGUCACUCAAAUAUAUUCCAAGAACUGACCCCUCCACCCCUAAGGCCGCAGAAAGCCCGCGCAGGAAUGAUGACUACAAGACCCCCGAGUCGCAAACUAGGACUUACAUAUACACACGAACCCCGAAAGUCACAGACAAGAAGACAGCUGUCGAUUUACUGCAGUCCAAGUUGGGUGCGCAAACCAGGGGUGACCCAAUGAAUCCUCGACAUUUCCCUCGGGCUCCCCCAUAUCCCGGUCCUAAACCUUCCCGCCCCCCUGAAUAUACUCCUCACGACGAGCGACGCGCAUUGAACCUGUACAAACCAGAUACAGCUAAGAAGCCGCCGCCGUCCGGUCUCGAAGGAAUGCAUCCACGACUGGAAAUAAUACAUUCAAGAUCGAAGUCCGAGCCCUGGGACCCAGGUUAUAUCCAGGACGGUUCGCGCAGGACUUAUAAAGAGACGACACUUGGACCAAACAUCACGACCGUGGAGACAUUCCGAGAUAACUACGAUAACGCCAUGUCGGAUACUGUCAAUCAAAUCGAGAAAGCCUUCGGGGGACCGUCGGCCCGCUCCGAUCAUUCGCCGUCCAUGCACGGCACGAGGAAAAGCCGUCGUUCUCCGGCGGUACCUCGGCUGCAAGAUUCGGAAAGUCAUUUAUCCAGCACGUCGAACGAGAGUCUGCCCACCAGCGAACCUUACAGUGAUUCGGAACGCGAGCGAAGUUCCAGCGGACAGAAAAAACCCGUGUCGUCUAAACGGCUUGUUAGCAAGAAAAUUGGCGUGCGUGCUGAGAUUACUAGCACUACGGCAAAGAGCCCCGGGACUAAGGACACGCACAGUGCCCGGGAGGUCGCUUCUCCGAGCAUCAAGAGUUCGACUACUGUGUUUGUUCGCUCCAAGUCAAACGAGGCACCCGCAGCCAUCAACACGGGGAGCGUGAAACGGACCCCGCGUGUACACAGCAACACCCUACCCCGGACUGUCAAUCGCGAGGAGGUCACUAUAUCUCGGGGGGAUCCUGGAGCGCUAACACCACGGAAAAGGCAAGGUUUAAUUCGCGAGCUUUCUCAGAAUGAUAACGCGUACGUCUACUCCCCCCGGCCAUUCCAUACGCAGGGUUCGAACACCCGGGGGGUCGGUGAGGCGGAAGCUUUCCAGUUUCCAGAUCCCGACACGAGGCGAAUUCGUGACGAGAAACCGAAGAUCGUUUCGCAGACGAAAAUAGCGUUGUCGCCGCCCGGAAGUAUGACGCAGUUGAAUAGCGAUAACUCGGGUCAAGGCUCCGCGCGGGCGCCGAAGCCAUCUGAGAAAGAUAAUCGGACGAACAAAGUGCCGUACUUUGUAAAGAACAAAAGGGAUCACACGGGGAUAACCCCGGAGUUGGUCGAGGAACGGAUAUCUAAGAUUGCCGGAAAACAACGAUCGAAACAAUCGGCCGAUGUCGGAAGGAGCCGUGAGGGUGCGGAGAAAGAUACACAAACAUUGAACAAGAGAACUCUUGGAGACAGCGCUCAGGUGAAACAGUACGACUCGCAAUCUUCGCUUAAUAAGGAAAACAAGAGCGAUCCCGUGAUGAGUGAGGUCUCCUAUCUUUUGAGCCAGACCGAUGCGAUGUCCAGGGAUGCUUCCUCGACCCUCGCGCACACUGAGCAAAUGUUAGCGUCGUGGGGAAAGGUCUUGUCAGAGAAGAAGGAUGAGAGCGAUGGUGCCAAGAAGUUGACUCACUCGAAUACCACAUCAGCAUUGCGAGCGAGGCUACCAUCAGAUGGUACACCAAUCAGCGUGUCAAUGCGACUCGGCCAGGCGACAUUGAAUGCCACUCCAAGAAGACAUAGCUUUGACGAACGAAUUUUAGCUCUGAACGAUGCGACAUUUGAGAGUAAAGAAAAUAUGACCAGUUCUCGUCAAACUUUAUUGUCGUCGAAAGAUGGAUUUCAUCGCAUAGCAGAAUUGGAAAGCAGAGUAACAGAGUUAUCAUUUUUCUUGCAAAAGGAGAGAGAGGAAAACAUCGAACUCAAGAGAAGAUUGUUGAAACUAGAGAAGGGACAAACAUCCCGUAGAUAGCGCUUCGUGUCGUUGUUGGUUAAGUAUCGACGUCUUCCGAAGCACGGGUUCUAAGUUGUGCGAAAAUUUUUAACAAUUUUAAAUGGACAGAUAGCUACAUAUUGUGCUCAGAAAUAAUUAUGAUCCCAUCAAAAGCAGAAGAAUGUUAAAUCCUGGUGCCAAUUUCAUUGUGUUGCUUGCAAAGAAUAUAAAGUGCCUGCAAGGCAGCUUAUCAGGUCCGUUUCUGUGAAACACACAAGAAAGCUGUUUUGCAUCGAAUCAACACACAGACAGCCCACACUGAGCUCAUUGGCACGAAGCCUUGAUCAUAUUCUCCGAACAGAGCGUCCAACAGACGGUAGCUAGCUUUUAAUUGUGGAUCCAUUUUAAACAGUGUAAAUAUAGAGAUAUUUUAUGUGAAAUAAGAGUGGGUUUUCUUAAGCAUUAUAUGCAGCUGAUGGAUGAUUUAACCCGCGCUUGUCCUUUCGUCAUGAAGAUCGAUAAGCAGAGUAGAUUAUAGAUGUAUUUAAUUUAAUAGUUUAUUUUUGCAAAAUGAUUUUGACGGAGUACGCCUGCCCGCGCUCUUGCGUAUAGAGAUACUUAUGUAUCACUAGAAGAAUAGAAACUUUUUAUUGUAGUCACACUUAAUAGUAUAUGUAUAAUUUAAUAUUUUAGAAUUCUA